This is a messenger RNA of Helicoverpa armigera (cotton bollworm), 1791 nucleotides long. Its product is annotated as UDP-glucosyltransferase 2. Gene Ontology annotation, molecular function: UDP-glycosyltransferase activity. The record is from RefSeq and is a predicted model, not a curated record. Lineage: Eukaryota; Metazoa; Arthropoda; Insecta; Lepidoptera; Noctuidae. The coding region runs from base 132 to 1697 and encodes 521 amino acids. The transcript has 9 exons.
CGAUGGCUACUAUAUCAUUCACAAUAUUUGUUUUCUGCGCGUAAGUACGCUGGUCUUUUACAACAAUUAAAUGGGAUUGAUAAGAAAUACGAAUAUAAGUGGUGCAUAAUUUUUAAGGAGCUGUUAACACUAUGGAGAAGACGAAAAUAUGUUGGGUGCUGUUCAGCAUCAUGCUCGCAAUAGGGGAUGCUUCAAAGAUCCUGGUGGUGUACCCGCUUCCCUCCAGGAGUCAUGCCAAUCUAGGAGAUGGAAUUGUCAGGAAUAUGCUGAAAGCUGGUCAUGAGGUAACAUACAUCACACCAUAUGAGUACAAGAAUGCUCCCUCGGCUCUUCGUCAGAUUGAUGUCAGUAGUCUCUUGGACCUCUUACCUAAGGACUUGAUGACGUUAAAAUCAUUGAUGGAAGGGAAAAAUAUGAGUUUACAUGCAUUGUUCAUGUCUUAUAUGAUGACUGAGAUGUCUAAGGCAAUGAUUAAAAACGAGAACGUGCAGAAGAUUUUGAGUGACCCCAACGAAAAGUUUGACUUGGUCAUAGCUGAAUGGAUGAUGAGUGAAAUACCUGCUGGAUUUGCCGCAGUUUACGACUGUCCAUUGAUUUGGAUAUCAUCUGUGGAAAUUCACUGGAUGCUUCUGCAGUACAUCGACCAGCCGUCAAACCCUGCGUUCACAGUUGACAUCAUGUCUCCAUACACUCCUCCACUGAACUUUAUUCAGAGAGCUUCGGAACUGUGGACCCAAAUAAAACAUAUGGUCCUUAAUUACUUAAUUUUGGACAGAAUUCAAGACUAUGUGUACUCAUCUUACCUAGCUCCAUUUGUUGAACAGCGAGGAAGGAAAGCACCGACGCUCCAUGAGCUCAGAUACAACGUUUCAAUGAUAUUCUCCAACGCCUAUGUAGACACUUCUAGCGCUUUAUCUUUGCCACAGAACCACAAGUAUAUUGGUGGUUACCAUAUUGACGAAAAAGUGAAACCUUUGCCAGAGGACCUGCAGAAAUUGAUGGACGGAGCUAAGAAUGGGGUGAUCUACUUCAGCAUGGGCUCAAACUUGAAGAGUGCAGACAUGCCGGACGAGCUCAAGGCUAGUCUGGUGAAGAUGUUUGGAAGCCUCAAGUACACAGUGCUGUGGAAGUUUGAAGAAGUCUUGCCGAACCUGCAUUCAAACCUUCACAUUAUUAAAUGGGCACCACAACAGUCUAUUCUUGCUCACCCGAACCUUCGCGUGUUCAUAACUCACGGUGGUCUCCUAUCAACGACUGAGGCUGUCCACUUCGGUGUUCCCAUCAUUGGUAUACCGGUCUUCGGAGACCAGUUCGUGAAUGUACACAGAGCAGAAAUCAGAGGCUUUGCGAGAAAGGUGGAUCUAUCCUACACAAUGACUGACGAGCUUAAGAAGACUAUACUUGAAGUUGUCGAUGACAAAAGGUACGCCGAGAAAGCGAAGGAGUUGGCCGUCAUUCAUCACGAUCGUCCCGUGAAGCCGGGAGACGAGCUGAUUCAUUGGGUGAAUCAUGUCCUGCGUACGCGUGGCGCCCCUCACCUUCGCUCGCCUGCGCUGGGCGUUCCGUUCUACCAGAAAAUGUUCUUGGACCUUGCCGUGGUGCUCACAAUCGUUUUAACGCUUUCAUACAUUUUGUUAAAACGUGCGUGGAGGUAUUACCGCUCCGGGAAGUCAAAAAGCUCAAAGAAGAAUAAUUAGAAAUUAGUUUGUUAUUUCUUUUGUAAGAUGUAUAAGACGUUUUUUAGUUGUUGUUAAUAUAUAAUAUAAAUGAAAAUUAAAAAAAACUAACAUA